Erinaceus europaeus (western European hedgehog) is the source of this 1400-nucleotide messenger RNA. RefSeq names its product developmentally regulated GTP binding protein 1 (gene DRG1). NCBI's taxonomy places the organism in Eukaryota, Metazoa, Chordata, Mammalia, Eulipotyphla, Erinaceidae. The record is from RefSeq and is a predicted model, not a curated record. Gene Ontology annotation, molecular function: GTPase activity; GTP binding. The coding region runs from base 110 to 1213 and encodes 367 amino acids. Gene Ontology annotation, biological process: cytoplasmic translation. Gene Ontology annotation, cellular component: cytoplasm. The transcript is spliced from 9 exons.
GUGGGCUCUCGCGAGAGCCGGACAGCCCCGCGCCUGCGCGUCGCCGCGGAGCGUGGCGGCCGCCGGGAGGGGAGACGUCGCCGCGCCCCCCGCACCUCGCGCCGCCGCCAUGAGCGGCACCUUAGCGAAGAUCGCGGAGAUCGAGGCCGAGAUGGCGCGGACGCAGAAGAACAAGGCCACGGCGCACCACCUGGGUCUGCUCAAGGCCCGGCUGGCCAAGCUCCGCAGAGAGCUCAUCACCCCCAAGGGCGGCGGCGGCGGCGGCCCCGGAGAAGGUUUCGAUGUGGCCAAGACAGGCGAUGCUCGAAUUGGGUUUGUGGGCUUCCCGUCUGUCGGAAAGUCAACACUUCUUAGUAACCUGGCUGGGGUCUAUUCUGAGGUGGCGGCCUACGAGUUUACGACUCUGACCACCGUGCCUGGUGUCAUCAGAUACAAAGGCGCCAAAAUCCAGCUGCUGGAUCUCCCAGGGAUCAUUGAGGGAGCCAAGGAUGGGAAGGGACGAGGUCGCCAAGUCAUUGCAGUGGCACGAACAUGCAACUUGAUCCUGAUUGUUCUGGAUGUUCUGAAACCCUUGGGACAUAAGAAGAUCAUCGAAAACGAGCUGGAAGGUUUCGGCAUUCGAUUAAACAGCAAGCCCCCAAAUAUUGGCUUUAAGAAAAAGGACAAGGGAGGCAUUAACCUCACAGCUACUUGCCCUCAGAGUGAGCUAGACGCGGAGACCGUGAAGAGCAUUCUGGCUGAAUAUAAGAUCCACAAUGCUGACGUGACUCUGCGCAGCGAUGCCACCGCCGACGACCUCAUCGAUGUGGUGGAGGGAAACAGGGUUUAUAUCCCAUGUAUUUAUGUGUUGAAUAAGAUCGACCAGAUCUCCAUCGAGGAAUUGGAUAUCAUCUAUAAGGUGCCGCACUGUGUGCCCAUCUCUGCCCAUCACCGGUGGAAUUUUGAUGACCUGCUGGAAAAAAUCUGGGACUAUCUGAAAUUAGUGAGGAUAUACACCAAGCCCAAAGGCCAGCUGCCGGAUUACACGUCUCCGGUGGUGCUACCCUCCUCCAGGACCACGGUGGAGGACUUCUGCGUGAAGAUCCACAAGAAUCUCAUCAAAGAGUUCAAGUACGCUCUGGUCUGGGGGCUCUCUGUGAAACAUAAUCCUCAGAAAGUGGGCAAAGACCACACGCUGGAGGAUGAAGACGUCAUCCAGAUUGUGAAGAAGUGAAACCCGCCAGCCCAGCCCAGCCCAGCCCAGCCCAGCCCAGCCCUCCGUGGCUCCACACCCGGCUCGUGACUGGACAGCCCCCGGAUCCCGAUCGGGGCGGGAAGCGCGAGCCCUGCGCGGACCUUCUCCUGCCUGUCCUGUGUCUCUGUGUACACUGAACUGCAUAAAGUGUCUGGUAGGCAGCCGC